Vidua macroura (Pin-tailed whydah) is the source of this 2552-nucleotide messenger RNA. RefSeq names its product gastrulation brain homeobox 2 (gene GBX2). The record is from RefSeq and is a predicted model, not a curated record. Gene Ontology annotation, molecular function: DNA-binding transcription factor activity, RNA polymerase II-specific; RNA polymerase II transcription regulatory region sequence-specific DNA binding. The transcript is spliced from 2 exons. Gene Ontology annotation, biological process: regulation of nervous system development; regulation of transcription by RNA polymerase II. Gene Ontology annotation, cellular component: nucleus. The coding region runs from base 157 to 1191 and encodes 344 amino acids. NCBI's taxonomy places the organism in Eukaryota, Metazoa, Chordata, Aves, Passeriformes, Viduidae.
UCCGCCCCGGCUCUGCCCCGCGCUCAGGGCAGCCAGGACGCCGCCGCCGCCGCCGCCGAGCAGCAGCAGCAGCAGCAGCAGCAGCAGGAGGAGGAGGAGGAGGAGGAGGAAGAGGAAGGUGCUCGCUCGCCCGCUCGCUCCCGCCGCCGCUCCGGCAUGAGCGCGGCUUUCCAGCCCUCGCUGAUGAUGAUGCAGCGCCCGCUGGGAAGCAGCACGGCCUUCAGCAUCGACUCGCUGAUCGGCAGCCCCCCGCCGCCCGCCCCCGGGCACUUCGUGUACACCGGCUACCCCAUGUUCAUGCCCUACCGGCCCGUGGUGCUGCCGCCGCCGCCGCCGCCGCCGCCCGCGCUGCCGCAGGGCGCGCUGCAGCCCGCGCUGCCCCCCGCGCACCCGCACCACCACCAGCUGCCCAGCCUGCCCUCCGGCUUCUGCUCCAGCCUGGCGCAGGGCAUGGCGCUCACCUCCACGCUCAUGGCCACGCUGCCCGGCACCUUCCCCGCCUCCCCGCAGCACCAGGAGGCCGCCAGGAAGUUCGCGCCGCCGGGGAACUUCGAGAAAGCCGACGGGAUACCCCCGGACGGCGGCGGCGACGACGGCAAAGCCUUCCUGGGCAAGGACGGGGCCCUCCUGCCCUUCCCCGCCGCCGACGCCGUCCAGGCUUCCCUCGCCGGGGCUCUCCGGGGCCAGGGCAAGGAGGACCCCAAAGCAGAGGAGGACGCGAAAGGCAAGGAGGAAAGUUUCUCCAUGGACAGCGAUCUAGAUUAUAGCUCGGACGACAACAUCCCCGGCCAGGCGGCUCACAAGGAAGAGGACUCUGGCAACGCGCUGGAGGAGAACCCCCAGAACCCCCCCAAUUCCACCAACACCACGUCCACGGGCAAAAACCGGCGGAGGCGAACAGCCUUCACCAGCGAGCAGCUGCUGGAGCUGGAGAAGGAAUUUCACUGCAAAAAGUACCUGUCCCUGACCGAGAGGUCCCAGAUCGCUCACGCCCUCAAACUCAGCGAGGUGCAGGUGAAAAUCUGGUUCCAGAACAGGCGGGCGAAAUGGAAACGGGUCAAGGCGGGCAACGCCAACUCCAAGACAGGGGAACCUUCCCGAAACCCCAAGAUCGUGGUGCCCAUCCCGGUGCACGUCAGCAGGUUCGCGAUCAGGAGUCAGCACCAGCAGCUGGAGCAAGCCCGACCCUGAUCUCUCCCUCCUCCCGCGCUCAGAGCCACAAGUUUUUAAAGGGAAAAGUUUCCAACCCGGGGUUUGAAGGCGACCAACCCGAGUAAAAACAAAAACGAGAGAAGCAAAAAAAAAAAAACCAACACAGAAAAACCCCACAAAAAAACCCAACAACAACAGCGACAAAAAAAACCCCGCCGCAAAAAAACCAAAACAGCACGAGAGAGAAAAAAAAAACCCCGCGCGAGCGCAUGGCAAACCCCCACCACGAGCGAACUUUAGAGCGAAACUUUCCGCUCACCGCGAGGGGAAGAGGCUUGGAAACGGUUUGGGUUGGGAGCAGGGAUAUCCCAGCUAGAAGGGACACGCGAACGCCUCCGCCCCGCGCACAGAGAUAUUUAUUGCGAGGCUGCCCCGCUUUGGACGCCCUUGGCUGCAGUGGGCACGGCGGAUGCGGAGCGGUGCCGGCGCUGGAUCCCCCUCACCGGAGCAUCCCCAGCGAAACCCGCGGCGCCUUUAGCCAUCUUUGGGGUUUUCUUUCUUAUUCGGGGGCGAAAGGUAAAAAAAAACAAAACAAAACAACAAAAAGACAAGAGAACAAAUGAACAAACAAACAAAACAAACAAACAAAAAAAAAAAACGAAAGAAAACUCAGAGUUUCAUUUCAUGCCUUUUUUAUUGUUUGGUUUUAUUGCCGAUGGCUGAGUGGCAGGCACUGGGGAAUGAGUUUUUCAAUCCUUUUUUUUUUUUUUUUUUUUUUUUGCCUGGCUUUCUGUCGAUUUGGUUUGCCUAUUCUACCAAGCCAUGUUUAAAGGAGAGAAGGGGAGGGGGGUGGGGAAAGGCAAAAGAAAAAAGAAAAAAAAAAAAAGCAGCAGCACGAUCUUCACUAUUGUGUUUAAUUUAUUUCAAUGUAGCUUAUUUCCUUAUAAAUUAUGAAAUUUAAAAGCAAACUAAGUCUUGUGAAUAAAAACUGACAAAGAAACAAAAAAGACUAAAAAAAAAAAAAAAAAAAAAAAAAGCCCCCCAGCCCCCGGCAGUUCUGCCCAGGAUUUGGCGUUGAGCUGAUUUUCCUUUUCCCUCCUGCGCUGCCGGAGCGGAGUGAUGCUGCUCUCGCCUGCAUUUUUGAUUUUCUGUUUUUGUGGUUUUUUUCUUUUUUUUUCUUUUGCGAAGCCACAUUUAUUGCCGGGGAGGGGGGGAGCCGGGUGGAAAACUUUCUCUAUUUUGGUUUGUUUUUGUUUUUUUUUCUAUUUUCCUUAUUUUGAGGGAUGAGAAAGCUGCAAGAAAAGCUGUUUAGCUGCGACUGAUCGGGGAUGGCCGCGGGGGUGGGGGGCAGGAGCACCCCCGCACCCUUCCCCAGCAGCCGGCGCCGCCCCAGCUCCUGU